AUGUCGUGCUUGAACACGAAGGCUUUAACGAUCACGUUGUCCGCCAAGGCAAGCUUCCUCGGCGCGUCCAAGCUCGAAAAGAUUCGCAUGGCGAUUCUUCUCUCGAACGUGCCGGGCGCCAACCCUUUAACUACAUCGCCAGCUCGACUCGCCGGGCUCGCUUUGUAG
Saprolegnia diclina VS20 is the source of this 168-nucleotide messenger RNA. RefSeq lists its product as hypothetical. The coding region runs from base 1 to 168 and encodes 55 amino acids. The record is from RefSeq and is a predicted model, not a curated record. The transcript is spliced from 2 exons. NCBI's taxonomy places the organism in Eukaryota, Oomycota, Saprolegniomycetes, Saprolegniales, Saprolegniaceae.